Molecule: messenger RNA, 2396 nt
Organism: Amphibalanus amphitrite
Lineage: Eukaryota; Metazoa; Arthropoda; Thecostraca; Balanomorpha; Balanidae
Product: zinc finger protein 239-like
Exons: 8
Coding region: 148-1815 (555 amino acids)
Biological process (GO): regulation of transcription by RNA polymerase II
Cellular component (GO): PcG protein complex; transcription regulator complex; nucleus
Molecular function (GO): RNA polymerase II cis-regulatory region sequence-specific DNA binding; DNA-binding transcription factor activity, RNA polymerase II-specific
Source: RefSeq, a predicted model, not a curated record
CUGGCAACACUGAUUGAAAGUAGAUUGCAGUAGAUCGUAAUGGCGGAUGGCGUGGGUUCGUGUGCUCUGAGUCGUUUUUGCAUUAAUUUUUUCUAGUGUUUCAAGUGACAGUUCCAGUACACAGUGAGAAUUUCAUAGACACCCACGAUGAAUGCCUGUGUUACGGAGAGCCCUCGACUGUUGAUGGUGACGGAGGUGAAAGAAGAGGAACUAUCAGCAUCUGAAGAUGGUUCUUCAGUACACAAACAUCUGAUGGCUGAGGAAUUGCACGACAGUGAUAACAAUGCAGUAAAGAUCGAGCCUGAGCUGCCUUCAGGAAUUACUGACAGCCUGGGGAGCACUGUCAAGACAGAAGAUGACGACUGGGACGCCAAGUGGAGGGUGGAUGUACCCGACCGGGACCCGCUGGAGCUGGGGCCCGACACCAAGGUUUCCCUCGGCGAUGGUGUUGUCAAAGAGGAGUCCGAAGCUCCCAUUGCCGCCGUCGGCGAGGGAGACCAGGCAACAAGCUCAACAGGCGGACUGCCAACGGUCUGUUGUCCUCAUUGCGACUUCAGCUGUCUGGGACUAGAUCGCCUGAACAUGCACGUCAAGGAUAGACACGGUCACAUCGGCAGGAACGGCAAAUUGAAGUGUGAAUGGUGUCAGUACUCUACGGAUAAUUCCGACGACAUGGCAAACCACCGCCGUACACACAUGGGAGAGCGGCCGUACCGAUGUGAUGCGUGUGGAAAGUCGUUUUCCAAGCGUGAUAGUCUAACUAUCCAUCACCGCACACACACGGGAGAGCGGCCGUACCGAUGUGAUAUAUGUGGGAAGUCGUUUUCCCAGCUUGGUAAUCGAACCACCCACCGCCGUACACACACGGGAGAGCGGCCGUACCGCUGUGAUAUAUGUGACAAAACGUUUGCCUUACAACGCAUUCUAACUACCCACCGCCGCUUACACACGGGAGAGCGGCCGUACCGCUGUGAUUUAUGUGACAAAACGUUUGCUGUAAAAGGCAAUCUGACCACACACCGCCGUAUACACACGGGAGAGCGGCCGUACCGAUGUGAUAUCUGUGACAAAAUGUUUGUUGUACGAAGUAGUCUGACCACCCACCGCCGUACGCACACGGGAGAGCGGCCGUACCGAUGUGAUUUAUGUAAUAAGUCGUUCACUGAGUCAUCUAAGCUGACCGGCCACCGCCGUACGCACACGGGAGAGCGACCUUUCCGUUGUGAUAUAUGUGACAAAACGUUUGCUGUAAAAGGUAAUCUGACCAAACACCGCCGUAUACACACGGUAGAGCAACCGUUCCGAUGUGUUACAUGUGGCAGGUCGUUUUCCGAGCUUGGUAGUCUGACUCACCAUCUCAGCACACACACGGGAGAGCAACGUUUCCGUUGUGAUAUAUGCGACAAAACGUUUACUACACAAGGUAGUCUGACCACACACCGCCGUAUACACACGGGAGAGCGGCCGUACCGAUGUGAUAUCUGUGACAAAACGUUUGUUGUAAAGAGUAAUCUAACAAUCCACCGCCGCACACACACAGGGGAACGGCCGUACCGAUGUGAGUUAUGUGAUAAAACGUUUGCACAACAGGGUUAUCUGACCGCCCACCGCCGUACGCACACGGGAGAGCAGCCGUACCAAUGUGUUAUUUGUGAUAAGUCGUUUUCCCAGCUGAGAUAUUUCACUCACCACCGCCGUUCACACAUUGGAGAGCGGCCGUACCGCUGUGAUAUAUGUAAAAAGUCGUUUCCUGAGCAGGCUCUUCUGGCUCGCCACCGUCGCAUACACACGUUAGGUGUUGCCAUGCCGCUGUGAUAAAUGUGGGAGGACGUUUUCUCGGCCGAGUCAUCCAACUAUCCACCACCGUUUGUGUAUUUACUAGCCUGAGACUAUACCAGUGUGCUAUCUAAGAGAAUAUUUUCCAGGAAUUCCUGUCGCUUGCCGAGACACCGACCUACACCCCAGAAAAGGUGGCACGGUGGUGCAGUACCUUUGAAAUGUCGCCCAAGCCCGUACCAGGUAACGGCCGCACGGCUGCUCCACCUGUGUGGUACGGUUCCUUCACCUGUCGCGUGUCAUCAUACACAUACGGGCCCACGGUGUGCUACAGAAACAUGUAAAGAUAGCACAUCCUGCUGGUUUGUGAGACUACUGUAUUUUGCAAGUGUACCUGGUGAAACAAUCGUGGCUUGCAAUACAAUGAGAUGGAGAAAAUGGUCUGUCAAUUGUUAGCGGAGAACUUAUGACGAUGGUUUGAGCGGACCUUCUAUGGUCGACCCCACGCGCUCGGGCAGAUGACAUGAGAUCUGAGAACCUACAUGUAGACAAAAAGGAGAGAUGAAAAAUCGGAGAGAGAGAGAGAGAGAGAGAGAGAGAGAGAGAGAGAGAGAGAGAGA